AUGCAAGUGUGUGUAGCUAACCGAAAGAAAGGUCGCGUUGGUCGGAAGAUAAAGUACACGCCUGCCCAGGCGAGAGAAAAGCUCUUGCAGGUUGCACUGCGAGAGCGUACAUCAUUGCGAUCCAUCUCCGCCAAAACCGGAAUCAGUUACGGCACAUUGCAUCGGUAUCUCAAGCGUGGUGUGUUCCGUGCGCACUCAAAUGCUAUCCGUCCUAUGCUUACCGACGCCAACAAAUACAGCCGACUCAAAUUUGCGCUCAAUUUUAUGGCGCCCGGACAAGAUAUGUGCGAAAUGCUGGACUACGUUCACCUCGACGAAAAAUGGUUCUAUUUGACCUUAGUAAAUCGCAAGUUCUAUCUCGUACCAGGCGAGAAGCCACCCAAGCGCAAGUGCAAGAGCAAGCGAUUCAUUACGAAGGUUAUGUUCUUGACGGCGGUGGCGCGGCCUCGGCUUAACGAGGACACCGGUGUUUGGUGGGACGGCAAAAUCGGAACGUGGCCCUUCGUCAAGCGUCAACCGAGAAGCUGGCACGAUUGA
Messenger RNA from Aphanomyces astaci, 537 nucleotides. RefSeq lists its product as hypothetical. NCBI's taxonomy places the organism in Eukaryota, Oomycota, Saprolegniomycetes, Saprolegniales, Verrucalvaceae. The record is from RefSeq and is a predicted model, not a curated record. Gene Ontology annotation, molecular function: nucleic acid binding. Bases 1 to 537 code for a protein of 178 amino acids. The transcript has 2 exons.